Molecule: messenger RNA, 2413 nt
Organism: Cladophialophora immunda
Lineage: Eukaryota; Fungi; Ascomycota; Eurotiomycetes; Chaetothyriales; Herpotrichiellaceae
Exons: 1
Coding region: 179-2062 (627 amino acids)
Biological process (GO): 7-methylguanosine mRNA capping
Cellular component (GO): nucleus
Molecular function (GO): mRNA 5'-cap (guanine-N7-)-methyltransferase activity
Source: RefSeq, a predicted model, not a curated record
CGUAUUCCAAUUUUCCUUUGCGAACAUUGAGAAGACCGAGUCCAAAGUACUUAUGCUGUUCUACAAUACCAUUUUGAUACAAGGGAAGCUGUUUUGAUACUGAAUUUCCAGUUCUCUUUUAAAAUUUGCCAACACAACAGGCUCACCACCUCCGAGGCUACAGCAGGCAUAGCCAAACAUGUCCAACCCUCACGCGUCUGCUCCCCCUCGGCGACGCUCAUCGUUUGCGUAUGACCCUGCUCGAGAUACUUUCAAAGAAUUACCAGACACCAUAGCCGAACAGGCCAUUGCUGAGGAUGUCGAGGAAGAUGCAAAGACUACAGAUCCGCCGACCUCCAGCCCGGCAACAGAAGACGCAGGGGGGCAGUCUCGAAAGCGAAGGCGAUCGGGGUCAGUUGACGGAGAAGUGAAGCCUCCGCCUAAGGCAAAGAGACAGGAAACUGAGGAGACACCUCCGGCCAAGAAAGCACGCGCUUCCAUUUCACCCUCACGGCCAGGCGGAUCUUCGGCCAAAACCUCGACAAACGGAACUCAUGGUGAGAAACCCAAACCAAGAACACCAGCAGACCUUCCGCGUAUCCCACGCAAACCGAGAGAAGAAGGCGAAGUGUCCACAUCACGCAGGGUGCCCGACGCAUAUAGUCGACGACCGGACAACGAUGACCGACGAACCAGAGAACGGAGGGAUGCGCUCUCUAACCGACGAUCACGAUCUCCUCCUCGACGACGGUCCCCCCUAGAUGCCUACCGUCGACGUUCUCCUCCACGAGAGCGGCGCAAAUCCCCUUCUCCAAUCCGCGACUCUCCACCACGAGAUAUAAUUCGUCCCGGCGGUGCCCGUGGCCGAGGUCGUAACGUUCUCGCCGAACAACAGCGCCUAGCUGCCGAACGCGAGCAGAAGCAGGCUUCACAACAUGUUCAAGUUAACCGCGGCGUUCAAGAAGUCUCAAACCAAUUCUAUAACGCACGGCCAGAGUGGGUGAAGGAGAGGGGACGAGAUUGGCGAAGGAAUGAAUCUCAAAUAAAAGGACUACGCAGUUUCAACAAUUGGAUCAAGUCCUGCCUCAUUCACAAAUUCAGCCCGGAAGAGAAGACCGAAGAGGAAGAGCUGGGCUGGGGCGAGGAAGCGAAAGAACCAGCAGCACAGAAGCCACUCGCUGUGCUCGACCUCGGAUGCGGGAAAGGAGGUGACCUGGGCAAAUGGCAACUGGCUCCACAAACCGUGGGCUUGUAUGUCGGCCUUGAUCCAGCAGAAACGAGUAUCCAACAAGCUCGUGAACGAUAUCAGCAGAUGCGGCGAGGCCGUCGUCCCAUUUUCGAUGCCCGCUUCGUCCCACAGGACUGUUUUGGCGCCUGGAUUGGUGACGUGGGCAUAGUUCGCGAGGUUGGCAUUGACCCCAAUGCAGGAAAUGGUCAGCCAAGUCGCUGGGGCGGUGGUGGAUUUGACGUUGUGACUUGCAUGUUCGCCAUGCACUACUCGUUCGAGUCCGAGGAGAAAGUACGCAUGAUGCUCCGCAACGUGGCAGGGAGUUUGAAGAAAGGAGGACGGUUUAUCGGGGUGGUGCCGAACAGUGAUGUUUGUGCAGAGAAGAUUAGACAGUGGUUCAAGGAGAAAGAAGCGAAGAAGGCUCUGGAGAACGGCUCCCAUGAUGCUGAUGAUGAGAAAGAGGAUGGCGAGGCCGACGAGGAAGGCCCUCAAUGGGGCAACUCCAUCUACAACGUCCGCUUCCCGAUCGAUCCACUGCGUCCCUUACAGCCCGAUGGGUCCUUUCGCCCACCGUUCAGCUGGAAAUACACUUACUGGAUGACAGAAGCAGUGGAUGUACCUGAAUUCGUGGUCCCGUGGGAAGCUUUCCGGGCGUUGGCCGAACACUACAACUUGGAGCAGCGCUAUAGAAAGCCAUUUUUGGAUAUUUGGCAGCAAGAGCAAGGGAAUCGCGAUUUGAUGAGUCUGGCAGCGAGGAUGGGAGUGACCAGAUAUGAGGGCGGGGAGCUGCUGCUGAGCGAGGCUGAGAAGGAUGCGGUGGCGUUCUAUCAUGCUUUCUGCUUUGUGAAGGUGUAGAUGGACUCUUGGUUUUGUUCUCCACGGCGGCCUAGCAAUGCCUGAGACUGCUUCAUGUUGUGAUUAUGGUGGAUGGAAAAGUCACUCAUUCUGGAGAACUCUGAGGCUUACCAGCCGCCAUUCAGGAAUGGAAACGGAGGACAAGGGUGCCUCAUGCAUAUUGGUUCUUGAGAGUUGAGAUCAAGUCCAGCCAUUGGCAGGCUAUGCAGGAUCAAUGCAGAUAGAUCCCAGACUUUCAUGUCCUGCUGCUAUGUCUGGGCAGUGAGGAUUUAUAUCCUAGAUAGUCUCUUGAGUGUCUAUGGGUAGUCGAUACGAGAUGCAAUAUCAUACUCGCCGGUCUGUGAAUUCCCU